CUACUACUAUUACUACCACUACUACUAUUCUACAACUACUAUCACACUAUUAUUGCUAUUACUAUUACUACUACUAACAUUAAUAUCGUCCAAUCUCCCAAAUUGUGUAAUAACGGUCGACGUACAUACGUGCAAUUAUUUUCAAGUAGAUAUAAUGAUAAAUACCCCGCUAUAUACCAAAUCUUUAAGCAUUAGCGUCGUGAAUUAACAAAAUUCAUUGUUAAUGUUGAUGUUUUACGGGACAACGUCAAUUCUGCAAGAAUAUCACUUGAUAGCAACAACAACAACAAUAACAACAACGACGACGACGACGACGACGACAUUUACUUCUUAUUAAAAUAGACACAUUUAGAGUAGAUUUUCACGCGUAGUAGACUCCGAUGUCAACUACAAAAAAAAAAAAAGAGCGAAAAAAAUAAAAAGAAUAGGAAUAAAAGAAGCAAACGGCACACGUUAUGGUAGAUCAUACGGGGAACAUGCAUUUGUCAUGUUCUUAUAUUGUCGGUAUCUGACAUUCUUUUCUUUUACUCUGUGACGUAAGAUACCUAGGUAGAUAUUUUGCUACAUCCAUAUGACGUAAUGUGAUAACGCGUCGUAAGGCAUCGUCGCUAUGAUUUAGAAUAAUUCUUAGAAAAGAAGUCCUUGAGUCCUCCGUAAUGCAUUGGCGCAUACGAUGAAUUAUAACGAUAUAUAAAAUGGCGAUAUACAUACAUAUAACGAAAUGGUAAAAAUAACCUACAUAUACAUAUGGAAGCUAGAGUAUUUCGUCUUUUCGAGAACUGCCAGAGUUUUGCUAAAGAACUUUGGACGAAAUUAAUGCAUUUUAUCCAAAAAAAAAAAAAAAUAAAUAAAUAAAUAAAUAAAUAAAAAAGAGAGAGAGAAGAGGUUAGAGGGGAAAACAUAAGUAAUGGCGGCAGAUCGCUUGGAGAUGUUCUUUUGAAAAGAAUGUGCGCGCUAGGUAGAAAUAUUCUUUGAUAUAAAAUAUCUCUACGUAUCUUACAAAUUUUAUUGUCACGAUAUUCAAGAUUCGGUAAACCAAGGGAAAAAGAUGGGCGGAGAAGGGGUACGGUAAAACACAAAAAAAUACAAAGGAAGAAAAGAAGAUAAAAGAAAACCAAAAUAGAAAUUUUGAAGGCAUCGGCAACUUUACGUCUAUCUUCCAUUUAUCUACAUACAUGAAUCGUAAAGAGAAGAACAAAUAGGAUUAAUAUAUUUGUAGUUGAAGUGCAAGCGUAACACAAGUGCGAUACACAUAAAUAUUUAUUGAUUAUUGAUCUUAAUAAUUGUACUAUGAUUACUAUUAUUAUAUUAUGUCUAUUAUUAUGAUUAUUUAAUAAGAAAAUGACGUCUUUCUACUAUGACUGCUUCCCACGUUUCAACGUAUACAUUAGGUUCAUUCAUGUACUUGUACUUUCAAAUCCAUACAAUCGUAAUGUAAUACUAUUUCGCUUUAAAUGAUACAUGGAUUUUACUUUUGAUUCAGCUUUGCGGUCUAUAUAAAAUUCAUUGCUCCGUUAAUAUUUUCUAACAAGAUACGUCGAACGUUGACAAGAUCUGUUCGAAUAAAAAAAAAAAAAAAAAAAAAAAAAAAAAAAAAAAAAAGAGAAAAAAAGAAAAAAGAAAAAAUAAAAUAAAACCAAAAGAAAGAAAGAAAGAAAGAAAGAAAGAAAAAAAGAAAAAUCUAUUUGUAUCAUUAUUGCGAUUUCGUAGGUUGAAAUAUAAAUAUGUCGAACGAAAACGCUUUAAAAGAACUUCUAAAAGGAAACGUCUAAAGGAUUUAUACGGUCGGGCAUUUUUUAAAGAAUUGUUAUAUAUCCACUAAUUGCUUUUAUGCUCCUAUUAAACGAAAAUAAAGAAUUAAAUUAAUAGAUACGAAUAUGACGAUAAUUAUGUUAAGCGUUAAAAAAAUCAUUAUAACGUUAUCACAUUUUUCGACGCAGUAUCUAAUUUGCCAGGUAUUUCUUUCUCUUUUUUUUCUAAUUUCUUUUUCUUUUUUUUUUUUUUUUUUAUCAUCUCACCUUACGAGCUAUGCAUUUAAAUUAAUGAAAGCCCAUAGAAAUUGUUUUAUAUUUUUACAAUAGUAAUCGUAGCUUAUCGGUUCUGUGCCACGCGUUGCCUGUGCCUUUAAGAUAAGAAAGCUGCGAAUAUUAUUUAAUCUCAUUAUUGAAUUUGAUUUAAUAAUCCUUAGAAUAAAUAUAAUAAUAAUAAUAAUAAUAAUAAUAAUAAGAAUAAUAAUAAUAAGAAUAAUAAAAAUAAUAAUAAAAGAAACAAAAAACAAAGAGAAAGAAAGAAAAGCAAUUUGUUAUCUAAGUCAGAAUGGGCUUCCCUUAAUUAUUAUUUUCAAGUUCUUACCGUUGAAAUGCUGCCAAGAUGCGACAAAAAGGGAAAUGCUUGAAACGAAUGAAAGGGGGGUGGGAAGAUUAGAAAGAGAAGAUAGAUAGGAUAGACUCGAUCGGAAAUAUAUAAAAAGUUAUCUAGCGAUGUAAGGUAACGUAUAAAUAAUUAAUUAGCCAGCGCCGGGAACGAAGGAAAGGUAGCGCUAACGAAGGUGAACACCUGCACGUCUGUAUUGUUAUCUGAUCACACAAAGCAUACAAAGAAAGAACGAAGAGAAAAAAAAACAGCAACAACAAACAAUAUUUAAUAUAAUUGACGAUUUCAUUAAUAUUGUACCGUACUAUUAUAAAUUACGUUGAAAACGAUGAAAAAAAAAGGGAAGAUUACGAUUAUCUAAAGACCUAUCCAAACUACCUUGUGACUUCCUUCCUUGUAAAAUUUUUAUAACAAUGUCAUGUUCUUUUUCAUCGGAAAAUGUCUUGCGAUUUUUUGGAAUAUUGCAAAGAAAGGAAAAAACGGAAAUUGCUAUAUUCUACAAGAAUAAGGAUUAUCUUGUACAUUUGACAUUGACCAGUACCGUUUAUCGAUUGGCACGAAACGGGGUGCCAUGUUUGCGAGGCGCCACACACGCGGUAGGCCUCUCUUUCAUUGCAGGCCAACGGUUCUCGUUGUCCAUUCGUGUAACCUAACGUUACAUCGGUGCAUCUCGUUUAGUCUCAUAAACGUCGAAGAUAAAUGAUUUUUUAAUCUCGCCGAUCUCGACGGUUUCAUCAUCGAAAAAAAUCUAAUCGAUACACCAUACUUAUCGGCAGUUCUCGACCCAAACGAAAACUGAGUGCUCUUGAAGCCCGUUCGAACAACGAACUUCUUUCUUAAUUCACAUAAUACGUUUAAAAAUAAUGUCACGAAAAAAGCAAUCGUCUUCGGACGAUCGUUCGAUGAAAAAAGAUCAAGAUGACUUGAGUGGUUCCGUGGUAGCCUCACUGGAGCGCGAAAAUUUAAACGAGGACGAUUCCGUUCCCGAGAUCGUUUUAUCGAACAAAGGUGGUCCAAAAUUGAUUCACAAUGGUUACAUGUACACGAUGCACAAAAAACAGCCGCAACAUAUCCGUUGGAGAUGCGUCGGUAGAACGACCUAUUGCAGGGGAAGUCUCAUAACAACAGAAAAUUGUACGAAGCCGCGAAUAAGAAUGGAACAUAAUCAUAAACCGGAUUUCGCAGCUGCUCAAGUAGCAAGAAAACGUUAUCUGGCACUUGGGAAACCACGUGUAUUGAUGAUGUCGUCUGAAGAAAGAGGAAACAUUCAUCAACCAUUCGAUGGGACGGAAUCCGUCGCAAUCUUAUCUAGAAGAAGAACAGACGAAGUCGAUAAAUGUAAAAACCAUGACGAUCGUCAGCGAUGGGAGAAGCGUACAGCUGUACGAAAAAUUUUACAGUCCAACACACCUGCCUCGCAAUCUAACACGACCACCACUAAAACCAUCAGAAUAGCAGCUCAAUCGUUCGUGAGACCACAUAUUAGGAAUAUCGCGCCAGCACCAUCGCCACAACAACAACAACAGCAACGACAACCAAAGACUCUUGUAUUAAAAACUAUACCGUUAAAGGUGAAGCAGGUUGCGCCAACGACGAUCAAGAUGCCACCGAGACAAACUCCACAAGGCGUGCCACAAAAUAUUGUGCAUCAACAACCCACCGAGGUUUGUCUAAGGUGGAAUAGUUAUCACAGUAACAUGCAGAAUAGUUUCCCAUCCCUUCUGGAUUCGGAACAAUUCGUUGACGUAACCUUAGCUUGCGAAGGACGGUCUCUGAAAUGUCACAAGAUGAUAUUAUCCUCGUGUAGCGAUUAUCUGGCAGAUUUGUUGCGAGAAAAUCCUUGCCAGCAUCCUAUCAUUUUAAUGAAAGAUCUCAAAUUCUGGGAGGUUGAAGCACUGGUCAAAUUCAUGUAUCGCGGUGAAGUUAACGUUGCUCACGACAAAUUACCUCAAUUAUUAAAUGCGGCCGAAGCGUUACAGGUUAAAGGAUUAGCUGGUCCUAGUCCCUCCUCUCAGAACUCGAAACCACCGAUGCUUAUACCUCAAACAAAACCGUUAAUAUCUCAACCAGUAGUGCCACAUAUCGUACCAGAAACCAAAGAGAACAAGCCUUCCGCUUCUGGCGUUCCUACUCCUUCUAGUCCCAAACGCGCGCAGAAAAGACAACAAUCGGAACCUCCUGAGCCACGGCCAUUCACAAAAAUUCGCUUACAAAGACCUGCCACGCCAACGUCUCCACCUACGACAGUAAAAACUGAACCCUUGGAUAUACCUCUGAGUCCCACCGAAAUAUUUCCGGAAAGUAACGAGGAUAACUCCAAUCCAGUGAAUUUUGAAAAGCUUAUUAGUUUUCACGAGGAAGAUGAUCCAGGUGGUGAUGAUCUCAACGAUGAAAACAGAGAAAUUAAUUUCUGCGAGAUACCUGGUCCACCGGAUUUGAAUGAUUGCGAAGAUCAAAUGGAAUUUGUACCUACCGACUUUCUAGAACAAGAACAGGAUAUUGUUGAAGAAUCGGAACCAAGUUGUAAUAAAGAUAGUAAAGAUGACUUAAGCGAUCGUAGUUCUGUUGAUGCUGGGGAAGGCGAUGACGAGCGAGAUGGAGAAGAAGAAGAAGAUGUAUGUUCGAAGGAGAACAAGACAGAGUAAAACAAUUUUACCUGUUAUCGUUAAGAUACAACCGAAUGACAAUUCGAUCGAAAGCGAAAAAAUAAAUACGUUCGAACAGCGUCAUUGAUUUUCUGCGAAUAUUAUUGUUAAUAUUGUUAUAAAAUUUACAGUAAGUCGAUCAUAAUAUUUGUCAUCUUUUAAAUUGACUUAACAUACAAAUUCGUACAAAGAAAUUUUUCUAUGAUGACAUUAUAUGGAAAAAUAUAAACUUUUCUUUUUCUUUUUUUUCUUUUUUUUUCUUUUUAUUAUUUUUCUUUGGCACAACAUUUUCGUUAUGUAUAUAUAUAUGAAGAAAAUUUAUGUCGAUCAUUUGCUCUGAAAAAAAUAUAUAAACGUGUUCUAUCAAUUAUCGUGAUAUUUUCAGAAUCGAAGUGCAUUAUAAUAAUAUCUAACGGAAAUGAUUAUUUAUUUUUUUCUUUUUGUUAGACUUGUUUCAAAUCUUGUAAUCGGAAUUUAUGCGUUUUUUGUGUGAUCUAAGCGUAAUCUAGAUAUUUUAAGAAUUAGAAGGAUAUAAUGAUAUUCCACUUGCUUCCAACUUACAUAUUAAAUCAUUGUCUCGUUAAUGAACGAUAAAUCAAAGCUAUCGAUAGCGAAAACCGUUUGACGACUUUAAACGAUACGCCAAAGAAUCGAGCGUGAUAAGAUGAAACAUUUUUUUUAAAUUAUAAAGCUUUCGCGCGAGCUAAAUCAUUAUACUUUUCUAUUAUCAUUUAUUUUCAUUGUUAGCCCUUAUCGGUCGUAUAUUACCUCUGACGUAACUUCGUAACUUUAUCAGUCAUAUUUAACGUGAGAGGUGACAAGACUGAACAAGUAAAAAUCUGCUGAUUGCCAAAUGUACGCUUUUAUCCAAAAUACUUGCUUUUAGAUUUAAACACUUAUACUUUAAUAGGCAACACGUUCAAUAAUACUUCAGUGAUCAUUUCUUUAUAUAUGUUUGAAUAAUUUAUAAUACUAUAUAAUAACAGUGAUAAUAUUUAAAAUUUAUGAAAAUUUCGUAGGUUUGGAUUCGAAGUAAUUUCGAAUAUCCGUGCAAUCUCUAUCUAGAUAAUAUUAAAGAUAAUCUUUUUAACAAGUUUUUCCUAUAAAAUUUCACUUUUCUUUUUUUAAAUUUUCAAAAGAUAGCGUUUUUUAGCAAAUUUUUUGAAUGCUGCAUUUCUGAAUCAAAACCAAUAUAUUAAUAAUAAUUUAGAAACAAGUGUAGGUAAAAUUUAGGCAAAAAUAAUGUGUUUUCAAUACGAAACACCGAAUAAACUUCGACACGUUAAGAACAAGUUAUAUACAAAACACUCCGAUAAGGGUAACGAAUAUUUUAUUUUUUAUAUUUAAUUAAACAUAAUAUACAUAGAACAUUCUAUAUAAUUAUUUAUUUUUGAAGAUAAGUAUUUUCUUCUCUGUUUGAUGCACAUCGAUAAAAACGACAUGCUUGGCAUUCGAUGGAAAUGCAUUUAAAUAUCAUAUGAAUUCGUCGAAAAUUUAUGUAUCUUCUUUCGGCGUUAACAUUCUAUUUGAAAAAGAAUCGAUGCAUUUAUACAAAUUAGAAAUAAAUUAAGAAUGCAUCCGAUUAUGUGUGAGUAGAUUGAUCGCAUGUCUAAAAUAUUUUAUAUUAUACCUUCGUUUGAAUCUUAGAUUCUAGAUUGUUGUACACGUUUAUUUCACAUUUCAAAGAUCGUGCAUUACCUCUUAUUGUAAAAAUUCUAAUAAAUAAGCGAAGAAGAUUGUUUUCUUACUCGAAAAUAAUACCGUAUACGUGUUAAAGAGCGGUAUCGCGCAAAUAUUCAAUCGAUCGCACGAUGUCGAUUCUAUGAUUGGAAAGUAUAUGUACAUUGUAAUAUGUGAAAUACUAUGUCUUAUAAAUAAACAGCUAUUACAACGUA
Molecule: messenger RNA, 6913 nt
Organism: Vespula pensylvanica (western yellowjacket)
Lineage: Eukaryota; Metazoa; Arthropoda; Insecta; Hymenoptera; Vespidae
Product: protein tramtrack, beta isoform-like
Exons: 7
Coding region: 3237-5018 (593 amino acids)
Biological process (GO): regulation of transcription by RNA polymerase II
Cellular component (GO): nucleus
Molecular function (GO): protein binding; DNA binding
Source: RefSeq, a predicted model, not a curated record